UUUUCUUCUUUAUUCCAGAUUGGUUUGAGUACGAAAAAUAUAUGUUCAAUUACUGCUUGAAGAAUGGUGGAAUAAUGAAACUUCUAAUUGGUCCACAUCAAGCAUUCAUCAUGACCGAACCCGAUGAGUGCCUGAUCGUUGCCAACGCCUGCAUGAACAAACCUUACUUGUAUGAGUUCGGAAAGGACUGUUAUGGUAGAGGCCUGGUGACAGCUAAGGAAUCAACAUGGAAACCUCAUCGCAAACUCCUAAACCCAGCAUUUAAUCUGCAAGUGCUGAAUAAAUUUAUUGCUGAAUUUAAUGUGCAAGCCAGAGAGUUGGUCUCCUUGUUGGAACCUAAAGUAGGAAAGGAGUCAUUUGAUGUGCAACCAUACCUAGUUAGUAAUUCACUGAAAAAUGUUUGUCGAACAACUCUGGGCUUUAGAGAGCAAGAUCAAAUAAUGGUUGACAAAGACUACGCUCAGGCCACAGAAAAUCUAUUUCAUUUGUUUGGAGAGAGAAUCCCGAAAUUCUGGCUGCAUGUGCCUUUUUUAUACAAUUUGAGUUCAUUAAAGAGAAAAGAAAAUAAAUUAACUGGAGUCACCAAAAGAGUAAUUAAUGGGAUUAUAAAGAAGCGAAGGUCUGAGAUGAAGUUAAACAGCAACUAUGAAAUGAACAGUGACUCAAAAUCAGACAAAUUCAAGCCACUCUUGGAUCAAAUGCUCGAGCUGGCUGAGAAUCAAGACGCUUUCUCAGAUGAAGAGAUAAGGGAACAUCUAGACACAAUUGUAGCAGCAGCUUUCGAUACAACGGCAACUUCUAUGACAUAUACAUUGCUAGUAAUUGGAUCAGAUUCUGUGAUGCAAGAACGAAUUUAUAAAGAGUUAAAAUCAGAAUUAGGGGACAGAGAUGUAACCAAGCAUGAUUUACCAAAGCUAGUUUACCUGGAUGCUGUUUUGAAGGAAAGUUUAAGGCUAUAUGCUCCGGUUCCGCUAGCAGCCAGGAAUGUAGAUUCAGAUAUACAGAUAAGAAACUACACACUACCAGCUGGUUCAACCUGCGUGUUUUCUUUGUACGGAAUCAACCGGCAUUCUAUGUGGGGCGCAGAUGUGGAAGAGUUUAGACCUGAACGAUGGUUGAACCCUGAAACUUUGCCUAAAAACCCCAACGCUUUCGCUACCUUUGGCAUUGGGAAGCGAGUUUGUUUAGGUCGCUCAUACAGCAUGAUGGCAAUGAAAACAACUUUAGCACAUAUACUGCGUCGGUAUCGUGUCUUCGGGGAUAUCAACAAAGUGUUAUCACGAUCUGAUAUACUCAUGAAACCAGUUACUGGACAUCAUAUAAGGCUUGAAUUGAGAAUGUAAAUAGAAAUGUGUAUAUAUUUAUUUAAUAAGCUGUAAAUUAAAAUGUAAAAAAUAUUUUAUAAUGCAAGUAACUGAACGGUUAACGAUGAUAGCACA
Molecule: messenger RNA, 1439 nt
Organism: Trichoplusia ni (cabbage looper)
Lineage: Eukaryota; Metazoa; Arthropoda; Insecta; Lepidoptera; Noctuidae
Product: cytochrome P450 4C1-like
Exons: 9
Coding region: 42-1343 (433 amino acids)
Molecular function (GO): iron ion binding; oxidoreductase activity, acting on paired donors, with incorporation or reduction of molecular oxygen; monooxygenase activity
Source: RefSeq, a predicted model, not a curated record